This is a messenger RNA of Ordospora pajunii, 957 nucleotides long. RefSeq lists its product as uncharacterized. The transcript has a single exon. The record is from RefSeq and is a predicted model, not a curated record. The coding region runs from base 1 to 957 and encodes 318 amino acids. NCBI's taxonomy places the organism in Eukaryota, Fungi, Microsporidia, Ordosporidae. Gene Ontology annotation, molecular function: ubiquitin binding.
AUGGCUCAAUACAGUGCUAAAGUUUCUGAUCUUCCGAAUCCAUCAUCGGACACUGUUUCUGAGCUUGCAUUUAGUAGCAUGCACGGACUGAUGGCAACAUCAAGCUGGGAUGGGACGAUCAGAACGUAUGAUUUGGAAAAUCCAUAUAGUGGAAGCAAUAGGGUUGUGAGCUUGAGCAAGCCUCUGCUGACGUGCUGCUUCAGCAAAGAGAAUCCGUCGUUGGUGUUUGCAGGCGCAGUAGAUGGGAGCUUGCAAAUGGUGGAUUUGCAGAGCAAUCAAACAUCUUUUUUUCAGGCACACAGUGCAGGUAUAAGAUCUGUAAGAUACUUUUCAAACAUGGUUGUUACCGGAUCGUGGGACAAGACAGUUAAGUUUUGGGAUGUCAGGUCGUCAAAACUUGUGUUUUCGCUAGAUCUUUCUGGAAAAGUGUAUGCCAUGGAUCUUGAGAAAGAAUUGCUGGCGAUGUCUCUCUCUGGAAACGAAGUGGCUACAUACAACCUGAACGACAUUAACCAGAAGAAAAGCCAUGCUUCGAAGCUUAAUUGGAUGAUAAGGUCAAUAGCAUGUGCACAGGACAACGAAACGUUUGCACUUGGAGGGAUUGAGGGAAAGGCGGAGAUAUUCAACAUCAACUCCCCGGUGAAGAAGAUGAUUUUCAGAUGCCACAGAGUUGACACCAAAGUUUAUGCGGUUAAUUCGGUUUCGUUUCUGCCAACGAACCAGAACAUACUGGCAACAGCUGGAGGGGACGGAACGAUUGUGUUUUUUGAUUCGCAAGCGAGAAUGAAGAUUUUUACGCAGAACGAAAGCCAUCCAAUAACAUGUGGGAGGUUCAAUGCAACAGGAUCGUAUUAUGUAUAUGCCACGGGGAAUGACUGGUCCACAGGAUAUGCAACAACAUACAGGCCCACACAGCUGAAGGUUAUCCAGGUCAGUACCACAGGUGUAAAGAUAUGA